CAGAAUUCUAGAGACUGGAGAGAGAAGAGAAAGAGGAGAAGUAAAAGAAAGAUGGGAGAAGAGAGAGAGGAUCCACAAAAGCUGAAGAAGAUAGCGGCGGCUGCGUACGACUACGAGAACGACCCUAGAUGGGCCGAUUACUGGUCCAACAUCCUCAUCCCUCCUAACAUGGCCUCCCGCUCCGACGUCGUCGACCACUACAAGCGCAAAUUUUACCAGCGUUACAUCGAUCCUGGUCUUGUGGUGGAGUCAAUGUCUUCAAGUGGUUCAUCCCAGUCAGCAAAACCAUCAGCAUCUUCGUCAUCCUCUUCAACUCGUACAAAUGAUCAAACUCGGUCUCAGAACUCAGGGUCUGCAACUAGAAACUCUGGGGCAUCAGCAACUCCAGGUCCAAGUCCUUCUCUCCGUUGGGAUCGCCAAACCAUACAGUUUUCUGUCAAUGCUUGGGUUUUUAUUGUGGCAGUUCUUGCAAUCAUUCCUCUCGUACCUACAAGCCUUUCAAAUAGGGCAUAUAGGCUUUCUUUAAUGGGCACUGCUUGUUCCUCUCUCUACUCUCUAUAUACAUUAUAUGGGAAACCUAGGGCAUGGAACUUGCAGGCAUUGCAAAUUUACUUCCAAUCAAUAAUUGCGACCAAAGAUUUUAUCUACUUCAUCUACUGCCUUACAUUUGUUACUUCGCAUCUUUGCCUCAAAUUUGCUUUAAUUCCCGUUUUAUCUCGAGCAAUUGAGCAGGUUGCCAAAUUUUUAAGGCGUAAUUUCAGUCGUUCCACCUUGUACAGGAAAUACCUUGAAGAUGCUUGUGUAUGGGUGGAAUCCAAUACAACAACUCUCAGUAUUCUCUCGUCACAUGCUGAAGUUGUACUUGGCUUCCUUCUAAUAAUCUCAUUGGUCUCGUGGCAACGCAACAUAAUACAAACAUUCAUGUACUGGCAGCUACUGAAGCUAAUGUAUCAUGCCCCUGUCACGGCUGGCUAUCAUCAAAGUGUGUGGACUAAGAUUGGGGGGACUGUCAAUCCACUCAUCAACCGCUAUGCACCAUUCUUGAACACUCCUAUUUCUGCUGCUCAGAGAUGGUGGUUCAGGUAGAUGUCUCAAGAUGAAGAGAGAGAGAAGAAACUUAAGAGUAAGAAUGAUUCUACGUGGGCCUUGGAUUGAUUUUGUUGUGGGACGAGAGAACUAGCUUCACGUGUAUUAAGCAACCGUCUUGAUUGUAGAUGGUAAAACAUUUGUCAAUCCGAACUGUUUCCUUCCAUAUUAGGUUUUUUCUCUUUUCAAGAAAACUGUAUUGGACAAUUUUCUUACUGCCUUACCCCAUAUCAGUUA
Molecule: messenger RNA, 1323 nt
Organism: Tripterygium wilfordii
Lineage: Eukaryota; Viridiplantae; Streptophyta; Magnoliopsida; Celastrales; Celastraceae
Product: transmembrane protein 33 homolog
Exons: 9
Coding region: 52-1086 (344 amino acids)
Biological process (GO): endoplasmic reticulum tubular network organization; membrane organization
Cellular component (GO): membrane; endoplasmic reticulum
Source: RefSeq, a predicted model, not a curated record